UCGUACCUUACACAUCCUCUUCUUACUCAGCACCACCAAAGUUCCAAAAUGAGCAUUACAGAUAUCCUAAAUCCUUCUGAUAUUGCUGCUGCUCUGAAGGAGUGUGAAGCUCCUGACACCUUUAACUACAAGAAAUUUUUCCAAACUUGUGGGUUAGUGAAAAAGGCACCCCAUGAAGUGAAAACUCUCUUCCAAUUCGUAGAUAAUGACAGAAGCGGCUUUGUUGAGGAGCAGGAGAUGCUGAAUUUUCUUCAGCGGUUUGAUCCUUCCGCCAGACUCUUAACAAGCGCAGAAGCAACUGAAUUCAUGGCUGCAGCUGACCGCGACCGAGAUGGUAAAAUCGGAGCCGAUGAGUUCCAAGCAAUGGUUCAUUCUUAGUCCCCGUGGCGGAAGCGGCCUUGAGAAUUCUGAAACAAUGAAUAAAGAAAAUGGGACCACGUUCUUGACACAUAUACUCCUCUUAGAAGUCAUUCCUAUCCGCAAAAUGGAAAAUGGUGAAUGGGAAAAAUGUAUUUGUAUGCUUGUGAGGCCCUCUGUAAAAAAAAAAAUACAUUGUUUUAUUUGGAACGCAUUACCCAAAACUGUGUGAACUCGUGAUCCAAUAAAGAGAAAUAUACUAACCGAA
Molecule: messenger RNA, 625 nt
Organism: Spea bombifrons (plains spadefoot toad)
Lineage: Eukaryota; Metazoa; Chordata; Amphibia; Anura; Pelobatidae
Product: parvalbumin, thymic CPV3-like
Exons: 5
Coding region: 49-378 (109 amino acids)
Cellular component (GO): nucleus; cytoplasm
Molecular function (GO): calcium ion binding
Source: RefSeq, a predicted model, not a curated record